Phoenix dactylifera (date palm) is the source of this 969-nucleotide messenger RNA. NCBI's taxonomy places the organism in Eukaryota, Viridiplantae, Streptophyta, Magnoliopsida, Arecales, Arecaceae. The record is from RefSeq and is a predicted model, not a curated record.
CUCACCAGGUCACCGCCAUCUCCUCUUAGUCUCUUUUCAUAGUUCAUAUAUAUAUAUAUAGCAACAACUACACUUCUUCCAUUGCCUUGAAGAAGAGAGAGGCAAUCGAAAUGGCCAACGUGGCUAUCUCCAAACCAUCCAAAAGGUUCUCUCGCAAGAGCUUCAAGCUCAACCUCCCCUUCCUCUGCCACCAAGUCGAUGUCUCGGCGCCCCCCGCCACCGUCUCAUCGCCUCCCUCCUCCAGAACUAAGGAUCGGAUCGACGAGCUUCGCGACGUCUUUCGACACUUCGAUCAAGACCGGGACGGGAAGAUAUCAGGGAGAGAAUUGAGGGCCUUCUUCGUGUCGAUAGGGGAGGAGAUUCCGGUCGAGGAGUCGGAGGCGGUGAUCGCGGAACUUGACUCGGAUGGUGACCAACUUUUGGACUUCGGAGACUUUGUGGGGUUGAUGGAGAGGGAGGGGGGAGGGGAAGAGGAUGAGGACUUGAGGAAGGCGUUUGAAAUGUUUGAGGUAGUGAAAGGGUCGGGGAGGAUAACGCCGAGGGGAGUGCAGAGAAUGCUGCGCCUGCUCGGCGACGAGCGGUCGUUCGAGGAGUGCAAAGCCAUGAUAAGGGCUUAUGACCUCGACGGCGAUGGUGAGCUCGACUUCCACGAGUUCCACCGGAUGAUGAGCUAGGUUUUUGUGCAUAAAGAAGCGUUCUCUCUUUUCUUUUUUUGUCUCCCAACAAAAGGUUUGCUCAUGGCAUCAGAUUGGAUACCAUCUGGUUUUGUGUUGUGAAUCUUGUGAUCUGUGAGUAUUGGAUGCUUAUGUUUUGGGUGUAAAUGGGCCGCAUCUGUAAACGCGAACCCAAUCUAAAAGUUAGAGGAUUGUAAGUGGUUUAGGUGCAAUAAAGGUUGCUACCAUGUGAAUUGCUCUCAACUGUUCCUGUAUUGGCUACAGCAAUUAAUACAUGCCUUCUAAAAUUCAUUCU